Molecule: messenger RNA, 2092 nt
Organism: Drosophila takahashii
Lineage: Eukaryota; Metazoa; Arthropoda; Insecta; Diptera; Drosophilidae
Source: RefSeq, a predicted model, not a curated record
AUGCUGCUGCCGUCUGUCCAGGAGAACGUGCCGGAGAUGCUGCUGCAGCCGGCUCGUCUGGCCUUCUGCGCCAAUCUUGAUCUGGGCCGGCCGCGGGAUCGCUUCGACUGCGGCAGCACUUUGGUGCUCUCGCGGAACCUCAAAUUCUACGAGUUCCGGCGCAAGGAACUGGUGCACCACAUCGAUUUGCGGGCCACGCAGCUCCAGCAGCUGGCCAAGCAGCUGGAGGCCUACGACGGCCCCGCGAGCCCCUUCCUGCCCAGCAGCGAGUGCAGCGAGGAGCGGCUGGACGCGGAUAUGCUGCAGGAUCCGGAGGAGCUGCCCCUCAAGUUCGGCAAGUUUGUGUGGCAGGGCGUGGAGAUCUACCUGCUGAUUCGCUGCUGGCGGCAGCUGAUCGUCCUGCGGCGGCCAAAGGAGCACGGGGCCAACUUUGAGCUGGUGGCGCAGCACAAGGAUGUGGAGUCCGUGCAGAUGGUUCGGGGCAGCAUUCCCUACCAGGCCGUCGUGGAGCUGCAGUUCGGCAAUGGCAAGCGUCAGCGCUGCGACUUUCAGGAGGAGGAGGAGCAGCAGGAUCCCCAGCCCAGCACCUCCAAGGAGGCGGGCGAACUCCUGUCCGCCCAGGAGUUCGACGGCCUGGUGCAGCAGGUGCACGGCCUGCGCGCCGAGCUGGCCAGCCAGCGCGCCCAGACGCAGAAGGACUUUUCGCUCGCCCAGGAACUCCAGCUCUUCGGCACCGCCGGCGAGCGUUCGCUGCUGUUGGAGGAGAAACAGCCGCUGCGGCGGCUGGGCGACGUUUGGACGCGGAUCUGCGGCGAUUAUCUCGUCUGCGGCACCCUGCUAAUCAACGUGGCCGGCGGCCAGCGGCUGUCGAUUGUCCAGGAGCUGUAUCCGCUGGUCAGCCUGCAGCCGCACAGCAACUUCAGCCUGCUGCAGCGCUUGUACGAGCUGCCCCUGCUGGCCGAUGGCCAGCCGCCCGAGGAUUACGACCAGCUGGCCCAGUUCUGGGCCUGCCAGGAGCAGCACAGCAGGCGGCUCAAGUGGCGACCGUUGGCCAAGUCGCGUCAAUUGGCUCCCGAAUCCUCGGCCGUCAUGGUGGUGGCCCUGCGUCUGGUCGAUCUGCUGCAGGCGGAGCAACUCCACCUGAUGGCCAUCUACGAGAUCGCUGGCGGAUCGGCGGAGAAGGAGCCGUCGCAGCGGCAACUGCACCUGAUUACCUUCGAUGUGAGGAAGCUGCUGGAUGCCGGGGAAUCGCUGGCGCCCAGCUUUUCGCCCGCCACUUUGCACCAGGACUUUCUGGCCGUGAUUAUGACGCACAAUGCGCACUGUUCGCUGAAGCUGGUGUUUGAAUCGCCUGAAGAUUGCAAGGCAUUCGAGCAGCUGUUGGUGGCCAAGCUGCAGUUCGAGAUGAUCGAAGCCCAGGAGCAGGAGCCACCAAAAGAGCAGGAUUCCGACCUGCUCGAUGACUCCUGCCCGAACGCGGCCUUUCAAUCCUCCAAAUCUGCCACCGCCGCCAAUUCCGUCCAGCACAUCUUCUACAACCGCCAGCCGCUGUCGCAAUGGUGCGGCGCCCUGCUGCUCCGCGACGAUCCCGGCCAGCGUUGGCAUAUCUACGCCCGGACGGACGACCGGCUGAGCCUGCUGCUGCAUCGCCUGCGGCGCGAUCUCCUCCAGCUGCACUGCAACCUCACCUACCUGGGGGUCAACGAGCCCGGCCUCUCGCCCGCCGACGCGGCCGUCGAGCUGGGGGCCAGCCUGCAGGAGGAGCUGGAGGCCUGGAAGGAGCUGCUCAAGCCGGCCGAGAGCCAGGAGCAGCGCCUGAAGCAAUGGACCCAUCUCCACGAGAUGCAGUUCGUCAGCGAUGUGCUGGCCUCUGUGAUAAUGAGCGCCGAGAUGGAGAAGAAGGAAUGAAUUGCGUACAAUUUUUGUACAAAUGGAAAACCAAUGAUAUGUUUUCAAAUUUUAUAUAAUUUUUCCUAUGUAAUGCUUGUUGUUUUUUCAUAUAAAAAAUUUAUUAUAUUACAUUGUUAACAUUUAUGAGAAAUAAAAAGAACUUUGGACUAGGAUGAAAAAAUCCAAAGGAUUCGAAACUAAA